Mandrillus leucophaeus (drill) is the source of this 535-nucleotide messenger RNA. It is a transcript of the gene TFAP4, whose product is annotated as transcription factor AP-4 (activating enhancer binding protein 4). The transcript is spliced from 4 exons. The annotation marks the transcript as partial. NCBI's taxonomy places the organism in Eukaryota, Metazoa, Chordata, Mammalia, Primates, Cercopithecidae. Gene Ontology annotation, biological process: regulation of transcription by RNA polymerase II. Gene Ontology annotation, molecular function: DNA-binding transcription factor activity, RNA polymerase II-specific; RNA polymerase II cis-regulatory region sequence-specific DNA binding; protein dimerization activity. Gene Ontology annotation, cellular component: nucleus. The record is from RefSeq and is a predicted model, not a curated record.
CUGCUCCUGCAAGGGUCAGUAGCGCUCCCCACAGCAUGGUGGGAGCCUCGCUUCUCCAGCACGGGCCUUGCCAACAUUCCACUAACUCCCGAGACUCAGCGGGACCAGGAGCGGCGGAUUCGAAGGGAGAUCGCCAACAGCAACGAGCGGAGGCGCAUGCAGAGCAUCAACGCAGGAUUCCAGUCCCUCAAGACCCUCAUCCCCCACACAGAUGGAGAGAAGCUCAGCAAGGCAGCCAUUCUCCAGCAGACAGCCGAGUACAUCUUCUCCUUGGAGCAGGAGAAGACCAGGCUCCUGCAGCAGAACACACAGCUCAAGCGCUUCAUCCAGGAGCUGAGCGGCUCGUCCCCCAAGCGACGGCGGGCAGAAGACAAGGACGAAGGCAUCGGCUCUCCGGACAUCUGGGAGGACGAGAAGGCGGAGGACCUGCGGCGGGAGAUGAUUGAGCUGCGGCAGCAGCUGGACAAGGAGCGCUCGGUGCGCAUGAUGCUGGAGGAGCAGGUGAGGCAGCGCCCUCUGCUGGGCGCGGCGCGCG